AUGAGACAAAAUCCAGGAACUGCUAAUGCCAUGGCUACAAAGAUGUAUGAGGAGAAUUUGAAAGUGCCACUUUCUAGGGAUUCUUUAGAUGAUGCAGCUAUGAAGCAAAGAUAUGGUGAGAAUGUUGGCCAACUUUUGGACCCAAAACAUGCAUCGAUUUUGAAAUCAGCUGCAGCUGGACAACCUUCAGGGCAAGUGUUGCAUGGAACAUCUGGAAGCAUGUCUCCUCAAGUUCAAGGUCGAAAUCAACAGCUUCCAGGAUCUGCACCAGAGAUAAAGACGGAGAUGAAUCCAAUAUUGAACCCCCGAGCUGCGGGCCCCGAAGUGUCAUUGAUUGGAAUUCCUGGAUCAAAUCAAGGUGGUAACAACUUGACAUUGAAAGGAUGGCCUCUCACGGGUUUGGAUCAACUGCGGUCUGGUCUACUGCAGCAACAGAAGUCAUACAUGCAGGGUUCACAGCCUCUUCAUCAGCUACAAAUGCUAACACCACAGCAUCAGCAACAGCUUUUAUUGGCACAACAAAACAUGACAUCACAAUCUGCUAAUGAUGAAAGCAGAAGGCUGAGAAUGCUUCUUGGCAAUCGAAGCAUGAGCAUGGGGGGUAAAGAUGGUAUUUCUAAUUCGGUUGGUGAUGUUGUUCCAAAUCUUGGAUCACCUAUGCCUGUUCUACCUCGUGGUGAUCAAGAUAUGUUGCUCAAGUUAAAAAUGGCUCAGCUGCAGCAGCAACAGCAACAACAACAGCAGCAAAAUGGUAACCCACAACAGCAACAGCAGCAGCAACAACAACAUCUUCAGCAUUCACUCUCUGCUCCUUUAAUUCAAAAUUCAAAUUUAAAUCUUCAACAAGAAAAGAUAAUGGGGACAAGUAGUGUAACAGGAGAUGGGAGCAUGUCAAAUUCCUUUCGUGGAAAUGAUCAGACUGGAAGAAAGAGAAAGCAACCGGUGUCUUCCUCGGGGCCCGCAAACAGUUCUGGAACUGCAAACACUGCGGGCCCCUCACCGAGCUCUGCACCUUCAACUCCAUCAACUCAUACACCUGGAGACGUGAUCUCAAUGCCUAAUUUGCCACAUAACACAACUUCUUCAAAGCCUAUGAUGAUGUUUGGCACCGAUGGUCCAACCACUCUUACCUCCCCUUCAAAUCAAUUGUGGGAUGAUAAGGACAUUGUGCAGGCUGACAUGGAUCGUUUUGUAGAGGAUGGAUCUCUUGAUGAUAAUGUUGAGUCUUUUUUAUCUCAUGAUGAUACGGAUCCAAGGGAUCCAGUUGGGCGUGGUAUGGAUGUAAGCAAAGGUGAGUCACCUGAGUUUACAUUUACGGAAGUGAAUUCUGUUCGUGCGAGUGCAAGUAAAGUGGUGUGUUGCCACUUCUCAUCAGAUGGGAAACUUCUUGCAAGUGGUGGACAUGAUAAAAAGGCUGUAUUGUGGUAUACUGAUUCAUUAAAGCCAAAGACAACUCUUGAAGAACAUUCAUCAUUGAUCACGGAUGUGAGAUUCAGCCCAAGCAUGCCACGCCUUGCCACCUCAUCUUUUGAUAAAACUGUUCGUGUUUGGGAUGCUGAUAAUCCUGAUUUUUCACUACGUACAUUUAUCGGGCAUUCUGCAUCAGUGAUGUCAUUAGACUUCCACCCAAAUAAAGAUGACCUCAUCUGCUCGUGUGAUGGGGAUGGCGAAAUAAGAUAUUGGAGCAUAAAUAAUGGCAGCUGUUCACGUGUAUUCAAGGGUGGGACGGCUCAAGUGAGAUUCCAGCCGCGCCACGGAAGAUAUCUUGCAGCAGCGGCGGAAAAUAUCGUGUCGAUACUGGACGUUGAGACACAAGCGUGUCGACAUUCAUUACAGGGGCAUACAAAACCGAUCCAUUCGGUUUGCUGGGACCCAAAGGGCGAGUAUUUGGCGUCUGUUAGUGAAGACUCGGUGAGAGUUUGGUCCCUUAUGGCUGGAAAUGAAGGAGAGUGUAUACAUGAUCUCAGCUGUAAUGGAAAUAAGUUUCAUUCUUGUGUUUUUCAUCCCAGUUAUGCUUCUUUAUUGGUCAUUGGCUGUUACCAGUCUUUGGAGCUAUGGAACAUGUCAGAGAACAAGACAAUGACACUGUCAGCUCACGAAGGAUUAAUUGCGGGUUUGGCAUUGUCAACAGUUACAGGUUUGGUGGCUUCAGCUAGCCAUGAUAAGAUUGUUAAACUUUGGAAAUGAAAAAAAAAAUACAGAAAGUUGUUGUGAUUCGAUGUGUUGUACACCCACCACUCGAGACCAAAUUCUGUUUUUUUCGUUUCAAGUGUUGUCAAAUGAUGUAGUUUGUGUUGCUUACUGGUCUAAUGUUGUUGUGUAUUGUUUGUUUUCUAGCCAUGUUGGUUUUUUUUUUAAUCUAAUUGUUGUAACUUUUAUUAGUUUAUAGUUGUUUGUUCCUGUUGCAAUUAAGUUUGGACUAAUGGAUUUUGUUAGACUCCUGUCAAAUUCGUUUACGAACA
Messenger RNA from Lactuca virosa, 2462 nucleotides. Lineage: Eukaryota; Viridiplantae; Streptophyta; Magnoliopsida; Asterales; Asteraceae. The record is from the annotation of a GenBank genome assembly.